UAACUCUCCUCACUUGGACGUGGCACCAGUGCGCAGGGCCGAGAGGGCGACGAGAAACAGAGACAGAGUCCAACGAGCGAGCGAGGAAUUUUAUGAUCGCUGUCUGAAUCGAUGCAGUCUGGUUCGGGCCGAGCAAAUACUGACAGGAUGCCAGCAUUAUUAGCUCGCUCUGGCAUUUAGAGUAGUGUUUUUGCAGAUUUCCACCACCUAAUACCAGUGGCUUGUGCACGUUUUGAUUUGCGCUCUGGAGGUGUUCUGCACCUGUAACUACCACUGAUCCCACGACUGGUGCGUGUUAUGGCCCCGAAGGAUGGAUCUCGAUGGCGGAAAUUUCGGACCUUGUAUUAGUGUCUGUGAAAUUCCAGUUUCGAGGUCCGGGUUAGUGUUGCCAGGCACGAAGUGCAUACAGCCCUGUUCUUGUGCUGAUGCUGGCGGGCGAUUUUGAUGAGCACGCUAAGGUUUCUGAGCAGGAGAAAGGUGGUGGCGGCCAUCAAAUCAGGGAUCUAUCGGCCGGAAUAAUGCUCCGUGUGUGUGUAUUCUCAGCGGUAAUGCUGUCGCAGAUCGCAGCAUGUGCUUCUUGCUGCUCUGAAGACUAGCAGAAGUUGCUGUGAGUGGGAGCCUGCAGAGAAGGAAGCAUCUGCGGAGAAGGAAGCAUCGGCGGCAGUAUGGGAGGGUCGCUGAAAGUUACCUCCAUUUGGCGGAAUCGACCGGUCGACCGAGCGACCCUGUAUAAUCUGGUCAUCGCCUCUCUUGCGUUGUCGAUGAUUGUUGUCUGUGGAAUCUAUCUGUUCAUACCUCCGCCACUGGAGUCCGGCAGCGAAACCAUCAUGCCUUUAAGGCUCGGACGAGAACUCGGGGAGCGAGAAGGAGGUCGGAAAUUGGGUCGAUUUGGUACGAUGAUGGUAGAAAUGGUCGCACAGGACCUUCCUUUCACAAUAUUUGUCCCAACGGAAGCAGCUGCGGAAAGGUUGGCGCGAUCGUGCACAAGAAAUGUGGACUACGCGCUGAAUGAAAAUGUUAAAAAGGGUGGUUCUGCGGCGAAUACGACGAGGACAUCUGCCGACCGAGAAGCCUCCAUAUCCAGAUGUCUGACCGCAGUCGUAUCUCGCAUCAUGAGCUUCAGUACCGUCCCCAAGCAGCUCAAGUCCUCUGCGGUGCCCGAAGGACGAGAAACAGAACUUGAAAGCCUUUCCGGCUACAAGCUAUAUCUGGCCCGCGAUUCUCGCAGAGGGCUCGUGGUGAACAACCUUACAUUCGUGGCUGCAGAUAUCGGCCAAGGCCUUCUGGUGAUUCAUCUCAUCGACGGAGUUCUCAUGGACUCCAUGUUCGAACAGUCGGUCGAAAUCGAAGAUGAGUGACUGAUAGCAUAAAGUGAGUGACACAUAAAUAAAUCCAACAGCGAUGCGAUCCAUGAACUCUUGCCCUAAAGUUUAUUCCCCACGUCCUCGAUCAGAGCCGGCCGAGGGCAUGGAAAUGGAUUGCGAUAAUCUCCUGUGUCUGCUCUGUCAGACACAGAUCAGCCAGGAUUAUCGAGUGGAGAAAGGGUAAAGAAUCAAGAGUGGGUCCCUUCAUCUCUGCUACUCGCUUCUGCCAGGAGCUUUCUGAAAAGCGGUCAUGAAACAGGCAGAAAGUAAUAUCUUGCGGGAGUUCAUCUACAUUGUACGCUCGAAGGCUCCGUUCGGAAUCAAGGAGGGGAUCCUAAAUCACCAACGAACAUGCAUGCACAGAGCUUUGUGGUCCACCUUUGCGACGUUGACAACUCAAACCUGAUGCUCUGGUCUGUGCCCCGAGGCUGAGUUGGAGCUUUUCAAUCCAGGGGAGUUUCAAUCCAGGGAAGCGAGCUGACGAGCACACCGUGAUUCUUCGAUGAAAAGAUCUGGCCCUUGCGCGCAAGUGCUGAGUAUCUGUCGUCUUCUUCUCUCCGUCAAAAUCAGUGUGGAAGAAGCCAAUCUGCAGCGACUUGAACCAUGUCCUUCGCGGUUCUCUGAGGACUAGAGUUCUACCGUAGUGCAUCGUUCUAUGUCUAGCUUUCACAAGAAGAUUUGGAUUUUGGUGGAGAAGUAUGUUGGCUGCUAAAUCGAUGCCGCUUUGGAGAAAAUCCCAACUUCCACCUUCUACACGGCAACAUAUUUGUAGAGUAGGGCUCCGGAACUUCCACCUUACACGAUGCUGCUAAGAUUUUACAGUCCAGUGCCAGAGAAAGUCCGGGCUCAAUUUGCAGCUUCUGAACUCUUGAUACGAAAGAUGCAUUUGCAAUUUUUGACGAUCGUGUCUUUCUGAUAGCCGGCUUUGCUCUUUCACUGUUGAUACCCGGGAGGGCAACUGCUGGUUUCACUGGAAGCUCUCAGAUUGAUACUGCGUGAUUCCAGUCUGCCUCCUGUCUGUCAGCGUUCCUCCGGUGAAUUUUCAGCAAAGGCUGCUUCUGACAAGAGAGGCCUAUAGCUGAAGAUAGGAUAAUCAUAUUUUCACGAUGAUUCUCUAAUAAAAGGCAGGGUCGCGAUUUGCAAGUUG
Marchantia polymorpha subsp. ruderalis is the source of this 2511-nucleotide messenger RNA. The record is from the annotation of a GenBank genome assembly. NCBI's taxonomy places the organism in Eukaryota, Viridiplantae, Streptophyta, Marchantiopsida, Marchantiales, Marchantiaceae.